Branchiostoma floridae (Florida lancelet) is the source of this 850-nucleotide messenger RNA. RefSeq lists its product as uncharacterized. NCBI's taxonomy places the organism in Eukaryota, Metazoa, Chordata, Leptocardii, Amphioxiformes, Branchiostomatidae. The record is from RefSeq and is a predicted model, not a curated record. The transcript is spliced from 4 exons. Bases 97 to 840 code for a protein of 247 amino acids.
GCCGAACUUACACUGAAACGAGAAGUAAGGAAGCUGGCCGAAGUUGAAGACACGUACAAGGAACUGCUUGUCUAUUUCGACUGCAAGGAACCGGACAUGGACGACCCUUCGACAUUCUUCGAGUUAUGGGAGCGGUUCUGUCUGGACUUCCAUGAUUGCUGGACGGAAGAGCAGAAGCGGCUUGCAAAGGAAAUGUUCCAAAAUGUCGAGAAUGACAAAAGAGCCAGACGAAACUCCACAACAACACGCGAGCUGACGGAAUGUAGCAAGGGAUCCCUCCUCAAGGCCCGGUUUUCCCGCCAAAACUCACUGACUGACUUACAGGACGGCGACGCAGCAAAUACGUCCGAAAAUGGCGUUUCAACAAAGCAUGAUGCAAACAUUGUAAGAAGCCUUGACACCGCAAACGUAUCUCCCAAGUUUAUUGCAUCAGCCAAUAUGCCUACCUUGGACGAACAGCCCCUGUUGGGAAGCACCACGCGUACGGUGCACGGCAACACUGAUGACGAAAUGGACUUACCAAAGACCAUUGAUGAAUGUAAAAAUCAGCAAACAGGUUGUGAGAUAUCGCACAACUUGGGCUGCCCUGACGAUAGUAGCUUAGUGUCGGCAUCCUAUGUAUAUUUGACAGACGAACCUUCUAUUUUGGACGAUAGAGAGGUCAGAAGAACUUCUUUUUCUCAACACAAAGCGUCAAACGAUUCAGCAGACAUGCAUGACCAACACAAUGAGAAUUGGGGAUACAUGUACUAUGAACAGGAACAGGGUCAGACCCAUGUUAGCCCAGACCCUGCUGUAAAAGUGAAGUUUCAAGGAAGUACACUGGUGGUUUCUCUUUAGCCCAAAGUUA